Messenger RNA from Suricata suricatta (meerkat), 799 nucleotides. RefSeq names its product sperm autoantigenic protein 17 (gene SPA17). The record is from RefSeq and is a predicted model, not a curated record. Bases 147 to 602 code for a protein of 151 amino acids. Gene Ontology annotation, cellular component: membrane. Gene Ontology annotation, biological process: binding of sperm to zona pellucida. The transcript is spliced from 5 exons. Lineage: Eukaryota; Metazoa; Chordata; Mammalia; Carnivora; Herpestidae. Gene Ontology annotation, molecular function: calmodulin binding.
GAGGCCCUGCCUCUCCCCUUCCCGGCCGCCGUAGUUGGAUUAAAAAAAAAAAAAAACGGUUACCCAGCAACAAGAAAUAACAACCGGAACCAUCGGCACCAGCUUGAGAGAACCCAGAGGUACAAUAGCCAGUUCCUUCCAAGGAGAUGUCGAUUCCAUUCUCCAACACCCACUACCGAAUUCCACAAGGAUUUGGGAAUCUUCUUGAAGGGCUGACACGCGAGAUUCUGAGGGAGCAACCAGAAAAUAUACCAGCCUUUGCAGCAGCAUAUUUUGAAAAUCUUCUAGAGAAACGAGAGAAAACCAACUUUGAUCCAGCAGAAUGGGGGGCUAAGGUAGACGACCGCUUCUAUAACAACCACGCAUUCAAGGAGCAUGAAUCACAUGAGAAUUGUGAGUCGGAAAAAGAAAAGUCUGGCACAUCUGUGAAAGAGGAAGAGACACCAGUCACAGCCUUAGAAUCUUCUGAAGAGGAAAAAGAAAAAGAGGAGAAUGCUGCUCUCAAGAUCCAAGCAGUCUUCCGGGGACACUUAGCCAGAGAGGAGGUGAAGAAAAUAAAAGCAGGUGCCCCUCAAGAAGAGGAAGCAGAGGGAAAUGAGUGAGGACAGGGGUUUUAUGCCCCCACUCCCAAGAAAAAAACCUGAACAAAUAAUCCAAAUCCAUCAACCUUUCUGUGAUCGUUGGUUUUUUUCUUAGCAAGGGAGCUGUGGUGUAGUGAAAUAACAUUUGUUGCUGUUGUGAAAAUCUGUCAUGAGCAUUUGUUUAAUAAACAUGCCAUUGAACACAUGCCUCUUCAAGA